UUUUAUCGUCGCUGUGCGAGCGCCCGCAGGAUUUCCAACCUACGCCCAAAACUCGCAUUGCUCUCUUUCGCCCGCGCGAUCGUUUCCAUUUUCUCGAGUCGUCUUCUUCUUCUUCCAUGGCCUCCGACCUCUUCUCCUCCCUACGUCGCCCUCGCUCGCAGGUGGCGCCUCCACCGCCGUCGCUCCCUCACUUCCCGCGCCGUGGUUAUCAUGUCGAGCUCGGAGCUCGUGAGAAGGCGCUAUUGGAAGAGGAUCCUGCACUGAAGAAGUUCAAAUCAUACAAGAGUAGUGUCAAGCAGGUGUCAAAAAUCGGAAAUGCCCUUACAAUGCUUGUAAUUGCUGCUUGCACUUAUGAGAUUUUUGCAGUGGCAACAACAAAGAACUAAAGGAGGCAGUGCUGUUGUAACUAGUUUGCAUAAUAAAAGAACAAAGUCUCUGCGCAUUUUAUGUGCUCCCGCUCCAUUGCUAUUCAAGUUCAAGACUCCUCUGGUUUUGAUGUAUAAUAAAUCUGUUACAUGGGUCUAUUCGGAUAUGUUAUUUUGGAUUCAACUGCUCAAGUUUCCUUUUUAUCUUUGACAUUACAAUGGCACAUGCUUUCUCAAAAUUACAGUUUCGUAUGUGAUUUACCUCAAAAAUCUGAUUUUUCA
This is a messenger RNA of Ananas comosus (pineapple), 647 nucleotides long. Its product is annotated as succinate dehydrogenase subunit 7, mitochondrial-like. Lineage: Eukaryota; Viridiplantae; Streptophyta; Magnoliopsida; Poales; Bromeliaceae. The transcript is spliced from 4 exons. The coding region runs from base 117 to 386 and encodes 89 amino acids. The record is from RefSeq and is a predicted model, not a curated record.